Molecule: messenger RNA, 2094 nt
Organism: Cynara cardunculus var. scolymus (artichoke)
Lineage: Eukaryota; Viridiplantae; Streptophyta; Magnoliopsida; Asterales; Asteraceae
Product: protein MID1-COMPLEMENTING ACTIVITY 1
Exons: 8
Coding region: 583-1854 (423 amino acids)
Biological process (GO): cell surface receptor signaling pathway
Source: RefSeq, a predicted model, not a curated record
CAUUAUUUCGCUACUCUCUCUCUCACUCACCAGAGCACAGACAAACAACACCGAACCCAACUUCAUGGUGUUUUAGAGCGAGAAAGUAGAGAGAGAGAAGGGAUUUUUGGGGUUCAAUUUCUUCCAAAAAUCUGUUAUCAGGAAGAAGAAGAAGAAGACGAAAUUGGUCUGUUGUUUUUGAUUAAUCAAUCCAUGAAAGAAAUGCAUGGUUGUUGUAUCUGCUUUAAUGCUCACCGUACAAGUAGAUGCAUUGUAUCCAGCAGAUGAAGCUAGUGAAUUCCUCGUGGAACCCUAAUAUACUGACCUCCAAAAGGUCUUACCAGAAUCUGCUGUUGGGGAUCUUUGUAUUCAGCUCCAAUUCUUGAAGAUCCUUUGAAGCUUCUAUAAAAGAAAUAAUUGAACCAAGGGAACUGUUCAAUUGUUUGAGAAUCUGUAUUUUUUUUUGAAAAAGGUGUAUUUUGUUGGAAACAAAUUAUGAAAUAACAGCAAAAUAGGUCUAUUUGAGAUGGGUUUUAUUGAUCUGAUAAAGUUAACAAGUCAAGAAAUAUAGGGUUUUGGGAAUUAGUUUUUGGAGGUUGAAGAAUGGCGGCGGCAUGGGAUCACUUUGGGGAGAUUGCAAAUGUGGCCCAGUUAACAGGGCUGGAUGCAGUGAGGCUAAUAGGGAUGAUUGUGCAAGCUGCUAGUACAGCCCGUUUGCACAAGAAGAACUGCAAGCAAUUUGCAAUGCAUUUGAAGUUGAUUGGAAAUCUUUUACAGCAGCUUAAAAUUAGUGAGCUUAAAAGGUAUCCAGAGACACGUGAGCCUUUGGAGCAACUCGAGGAUGCAUUGAGGAGGUCUUACAUUUUGGUCAAUAGUUGUCAAGAUCGGAGCUACCUGUACUUGCUUGCCAUGGGAUGGAACAUUGUUUAUCAAUUCAGGAAGGCGCAAAACGAGAUAGAUCGCUACUUGAAGAUUAUCCCACUCAUCACUCUUGUGGAUAAUGCUCGAGUCAGGGAAAGAUUGGAAUAUAUUGAUAGGGACCAGCGCGAAUACACAUUGGAUGACGAAGAUAGAAAGGUGCAAGAUGUUAUUAUGAAGCCUGACCCCUCACAUGCUGAUGCUGCUGUUUUGAAGAAAACGCUUUCGUGUAGCUACCCAAACUUACCUUUCAAGGAGGUUAUUCAAAAAGAAAAUGAAAAGCUUCAUUUGGAACUACAACGAUCACAAGCUAAUUUGGAUGUAGGACAAUGUGAAGUAAUUCAACAUCUGCUUGAGGUCACUGAAGUUGUUGCUUCAAAAUCUCAACAUGAACAGGAUUCACCAAAGAAGAUUUCCAAGAAGACAGAGCCUCACUAUGUAGAUUUCAGCAGCAAUAAAGAAGUUCAAGAUGAGAGCAUUACAGAUAAGAAGGCGCAAUCGACCUCAAGAAGCAUGUCUUCCGCUUCAUAUGGACAAGAUUUUUCCUCUACUCGAGGAUCUUAUGGGAAUGACGAAUGGCAUUCAGAUCUACUUGGCUGUUGUGCAGAGCCUAAGAUGUGCAUAAAGACCUUCUUCUUUCCUUGUGGCACAUUUUCAAAGAUUGCGACUGUGGCAACAAACAGACACAUGACUUCAGGAGAGGCCUGCAAUGAGCUUAUGGCUUAUUCCUUAAUAUUAUCGUGCUGUUGCUAUACUUGCUGUGUUAGGAGGAAGCUUCGGAAGACUCUGAAUAUCACGGGUGGGUGGUGUGAUGACUUUCUGUCGCAUGUCAUGUGCUGCUGCUGUGCGCUUGUCCAAGAACUGCGAGAAGUCGAGAUGCGUGGAAUUCAUGUUGCAGGUCCUGGACCUGAGAAGACAAAAACAAGCCCUCCAUCCUGUCAAUACAUGGAAUCUUAAAGGUGAUUAUACAUACAGACAGCUCUUGUGUUUGAAGACCAAAAAAAAAGGAGCUUAAAUUAUAUAAGCUUAUUUAUUUUAUUGCCAUCUCUGCCUUUCUUUUUUCUUGUGUCUGUAAAGUUGUUUGAUAGAUUCAGUGUAUAACAUUACCCAUUACAUAUUGUUUUAUGUUUCUUUCCUUGUACCAUUAUCCAUGUCAUUCCUCUUCUUUACCAUCUAUAUAGCAUUUGCAGUUUACUA